This is a messenger RNA of Polychytrium aggregatum, 1018 nucleotides long. Its product is annotated as Pin2-interacting protein X1. Bases 219 to 830 code for a protein of 203 amino acids. Gene Ontology annotation, cellular component: nucleolus. Gene Ontology annotation, biological process: regulation of ribosome biogenesis. The record is from RefSeq and is a predicted model, not a curated record. Lineage: Eukaryota; Fungi; Chytridiomycota; Chytridiomycetes; Polychytriales. Gene Ontology annotation, molecular function: telomerase inhibitor activity; nucleic acid binding. The transcript is spliced from 3 exons.
CGUGUGCGACUUUCUUUUUUUCUGCUGGGCCGAGGCCAUCACCAGCAGCAUCCCGCUGAGUUGCGCUCCGUCGUUGAUAGCCACGACAACGGGGAGGCCACAGCGACCAUAGGAGACUGCAAAGGACAGCACGAACCAGAACAAAGCGGCACGACAGAGUACGACGGAGCAAGCAGAAGCGACAGACAUACCGCGAACGGCAGAUCACAGCAGCCAUCAUGGGUCUCUCGGAGCCAAGGCGAAAGCAGCGAAUUGGGGUCGACCCUCAGAACAAGAGCUGGAGUGACGAUACCGACAAGUUCGGCUUCAAAAUGCUGCAGAAAAUGGGAUGGGACUCCAACAAGGGCCUGGGGACGAACCAGGACGGUAUGCGCGAGCACAUCCAGGUCAAAGUCAAGAACAACAACCAUGGCAUUGGGGCAACUCGGCGAACGAUCGACAACUGGAUCGAUCAUUCAAACGCAUUCACUUCGCUGCUAGAAUCGCUGAAUCAGCAAGUCGAGUCUGAGCAAAGCCAGGCGACCCAGGACGAGGACAGCGACGAAGACGGUGGCGAGAGCAGUGAGAAGGAUGAAAAACAGAAGAAAACGACGAAAGGGAAGAAGGACAAGAAGGACAAGAAGGACAAGAAGGACAAGAAGGACAAGAAAGACAAGAAGGACAAGAAAAAGCAGAGGAAGCAGGAAAAUGCUGCCCCGGAGGAAAGCGAUGUCGACGAAAAGGAGAACUCGGAAGAGAGCGCCAGUGGCAGCAAGCGAGCGGUUGAGGAGCCUGAUGUCUCCUCAGAAGACAAGAUCAACAAGCUGAUGUCGCGAGGACGUCUGCUGUAGGUCAUCCAGUCUCUAUUUGCCCAAUGCCUCGGCCAGUUUGGAUGGAUUGACGACUGUCUCUGAUGCUAACCUGAUCUAUGGUCUGAUGAUCUGCCUGGAUAUCUUGGCCUUCUCUCCGGGUCCACUGCAAUCGUGAAUCAGCCACCGAAAAAAGUUUUUGCGAAACAAAAAUGUGAGUGGCUACGACU